GUGUAUAAAAGUGCAGCGUGCAGAGCCACAGCAUCACUCCGCCAAAGCCAUGGCCUUCAUCACUCUGCUCUCUGUGCUGGCACUGAUCCUCAACACGGGAGGUUUGCUCGGGGCUGAGGUGAGGAGCUCCAUCAUCGGGGGGAAGGAUGCUCAGAGGAACAGCUGGCCGGGGAUGGUGCACCUGAACCUUACAUCGAAUGGCAUCGACAAGUGGCGCUGUGGCGCCACCAUUGUAAGCAGUGGAUGGUUGAUGACUUCAGCAAGCUGCGUGAAAAGACACCCUGCACCUGAUUGGCGCAGAUCUUUUGCUUGCAUCAACUCACUCAACCUGCAAAAGGAUCAAGCCCGUUUCAUGGAGAUAACUACUGCCGUCAUUCACUCUCACGAAGAUAGACAUGACAUCGCCCUUUUAAAGCUGAAGAAAAAGGUGGAUUUCAAAAAAAUGGCUGGCAAAGUGAAUCUGCCCAGCGCUGACAACGCCUUCGGUCCAUCAUCUGAGUGUUGGAUCACUGGCUGGGGGAACAUUGGGAUUGAUGAUGCACUGCCAGGUCCAGAAACCCUUCAGGAGCUGAAGAUUUCCAUCAUCCCUAACAGUGUGUGUAAGGCCAGUUAUCCUGAGCUGACUUCUGACAUGCUGUGUGCAGGGGACAUGGCUGGAGGAAAUGAUGCGUGUAAAGGGGAUUAUGGCGGCCCGCUGAUGUGCCGCAUAAACGGUGGCUUCGUGCAGGUGGGCAUCAUGAGUUAUGGGAGUUGUGGUCUCCCAGGCAGACCUGGCGUCUACACCAAAGUGUCCAACCAUCUGCGCUUCAUCAACGAUUACAUCCACAGGGAGUAAAAUUGCAACAAGCAGACAACUAUUUUUAAAAGCCUUCUUAUUGCUUCUCUUCUGUGUUGUUACUGUCAGACCCUGUCUUCACUUGACAUGCACUCUGGUUUGUUCAACUCAAUUCUUUGCAUUAAAGCUUUAAAGCAUCAA
Messenger RNA from Sander lucioperca (pikeperch), 976 nucleotides. RefSeq names its product tryptase-2-like. Gene Ontology annotation, biological process: proteolysis. The coding region runs from base 50 to 835 and encodes 261 amino acids. The transcript has 5 exons. The record is from RefSeq and is a predicted model, not a curated record. Gene Ontology annotation, molecular function: serine-type endopeptidase activity. NCBI's taxonomy places the organism in Eukaryota, Metazoa, Chordata, Actinopteri, Perciformes, Percidae.